This is a messenger RNA of Trematomus bernacchii (emerald rockcod), 3175 nucleotides long. RefSeq names its product phosphatidylinositol glycan anchor biosynthesis, class T (gene pigt). Gene Ontology annotation, cellular component: GPI-anchor transamidase complex. The coding region runs from base 21 to 1970 and encodes 649 amino acids. The record is from RefSeq and is a predicted model, not a curated record. NCBI's taxonomy places the organism in Eukaryota, Metazoa, Chordata, Actinopteri, Perciformes, Nototheniidae. Gene Ontology annotation, biological process: attachment of GPI anchor to protein. The transcript has 11 exons.
GCCACCGCCGGAAGAGAAAGAUGGCAGCGCACAGCUGCAGCUACUCGGCUCUGCUGCUAAUUAUUUGCAGUGUUUCAGUGUUUAUUGUCGCAGACAGUCAAGACACGACUCUAUCUGGUGGUCACCAUGCUGCUGCGGUCGAGGAUAAUCCACAAGCAGCCACAGAAGCAGUGGAAAAAACGUCCGAGCAGCCCGCGGUGGAGGAGAGGAGCUGGGAAGCUACUGAGGUUGAAGAGGCGACUCUCCAUGAAGCUGCAGCCGACAAACAGGACACUCCUGCCCCUGAAACCGAGGCCCCCUCCCCGGUACCACAGCCCAAAGACGACUUCCAGGAGGAGCUGGUCAUCAGACCGCUGCACUCAGGAGAUAUUUAUGCCAGCUUCCAGUUCCGCACCCUGUGGGAGACUGACUUCAUGAGUGGAAACAAAGUGUCCCACUACCGGCUUUUUCCAAAGUCUCUGGGCCAGGUCAUCUCCAAGUUCUCAGUGCGAGAGCUGCACAUCUCCUUCACGCAGGGCUACUGGAGGACCAUGCAGUGGGGGCAGCCCUUCCAGCCGGCCCCCCCUGGAGCUGAGCUCUGGGUGUGGUUCCAGGACUCAGUGACCGAUGUUGAUGGCACGUGGAAGGAGCUGACAAAUGUUCUUUCUGGAAUCUUCUGUGCUUCACUGAACUUCAUUGACUCCACCAACACAGUUCAGCCCAGUGCGUCUUUCAAACCGCUGGGAAUAGGGAACGUGACAGACCACCGCUUCCUCCGCUAUGCCACCCUCCCACGAGAGAUAGUUUGUACUGAGAAUUUGACACCCUGGAAGAAACUUUUGCCAUGUGGAUCCAAGGCUGGUCUCACUGUCCUGUUGAAGUCAGAGAAACUGUUCCACAGUAGUUUUCAUUCCCAAGCAGUGCACAUCAGACCCGUGUGCCAGGACUGGCAGUGUAAAACCACCUCCUGGGAGCUGAGACAGACUCUGAAUGUCGUGUUUGACCUGCACACCUCUGGACAGGGCAAACGAGAGUGGUCUCUGUUUAAGAUGUUCUCUCGGACCCUGACAGAAGCCUGUCCACUGGCCUCCUCCAGUAAAAUCUACAUCGACAUCACAGACGACCCUCAGGGCGAGCUGUUUGAGUUGAGCCCGGCCACUCCCCUGCUGAGCCAGGCGAUGGUGCUCGGGGACAGACGGACCUUCUCCGUCUACGAUCUGACGCAGCCACUCACCUUCGGCACCGUGCGCUCUCUCAACCCGCUGAUCCGCUGGAAAUCCAGUGAGGCAGGAGACAUGCUGCGUCCCCUGCUCCAUGCUGAGCGCUACGUGGCAGGUUACGGGCUGCAGACAGGAGAGAUUCACACUCUGAUGUACAACAACCACCCGUACAGGUCGUUCCCUGUGCUGCUGCUGGACACCGUGCCUUGGUACCUCCGUCUCUACAUCCACACCCUCACUGUGACCAGCAAGGGGAAGGACAACAAGCCCAGCUACAUCCACUACCAGCCAUCUAAGGAUCGCCUGAGGCCCCACCUGUUGGAGAUGCUCGUCCAGCUUCCUCCCAACUCCGUCACCGAGGUCACGGUGCAGUUUGAGAGGGCUCUGCUCAAGUGGACUGAAUACACCCCCGAUCCCAACCACGGCUUCUAUGUUGGGUCUUCAGUAAUCAGCUCUCUUGUACCGAGCAUUGUCGCCAUGGAUACAAACAUAACGAUGGAUCGGCCACUUUUCAGCAGCUUUUUCCCCUGUAAAGAGGAGUCCAGCUUCUUUGUGCGCGUCUACACGGAGCCUCUGCUGGUCAACCUGCCCACUCCAGACUUCAGCAUGCCAUACAACGUAAUCUGCCUGACCUGCACUGUGGUUGCCGUGGGCUACGGCUCGCUCUACAACCUACUGACCCGGAGCUUCCAGAUAGAGGAGCCCAGCCCGGGAUUGGCCAAGCGGUUAGCCAACAUCAUCCGCAGGAUGAGGGGCGUACCGCCACUCUGAGGCUGGACUGAAGGCCAACUGGAUCUACUUUUUAGGAUGGACGUUCUCCUCUUGGUGAAACCACUGGUAAACAUGUGACACUCAGGGACUGAGUCAAGCACUGCUAUGAAUGUUUCUCUAAACAGUCAUCUUGAAGGUUUGUUUUUUUAAAUGACAGACAACAAAUCGUUUUUUUUAAUAUUGAAUUAUUAUGCCGGGGAAGGACAAGAACAUAAAGACGUUUCUCUACCUAGACGGAAAGUAAGAGCUCUGUUAUUGUAAGGAACCAAAGCUAUGCACUAUGCUGCAGUGGAUAGCGCGUCACUGGGUUGGUUCAAAUAUUAUUGUUUUUUGAAUGUUUUAAGCCAUAACUCCAUUACAUCAUAAUAUUAUAGCCAUUUUGUUACAAUAGGGUAAGAUGAUGUUUCUACAAAUAUGAAACUGAUUGCCUCUCACAGCAUAAAAAGCCUCAGAGCUGAAUGGAAAAGAGGAUGAUCCUCUUUGUUUUCAUACUCUAUUCCUUACCUGUUGUUUUGUUAUCUUCCUGCUGAAAAAGAUGCAUAUAAUCACUCAGUUCGAAUGUCACAUUUCCCCAACAGUCAUUAUAGGAUAUCAAAUAACUUUCCCAUGUCAAACCAGAAAUGUACACAGCAUCAAAAUGUAACUAUGGGACACCGUGUGGUAUGUUCUUUUAUUUAUUUGUCCCUAACUCAUUUGUGGUAUCUGACAACUGUUUUAUAGUAGUUUUAAUAUAUAAGAAAAGAAGACAUGUCAACAAAAACUAUGAAAAGUAAUCAAAACUAUAAAAAUCUGAGCAAUAGCAUUGCUUGUUUAGAACUACUUGCUCCACAGAAAAGGGACAGCCCUCUUACCAAACAUUAAUUUUGCACUUGUUGGUUUUUGGAUGCAUGCUUGAAUGUUGAACGCGAUUGUCUGAAGGUCUCUUCGUAAUACAUUGCCUUUUAGUUUGUCGGCCUAACUCACUCAUUAGUUCAAUGCCGUUUCGGUGUGUCUUAUAGCAAAAAGAAGUCCUACAUUAUGGAAAAGACCUUACCCUACCAUGAAACACUACCAUGCGUUUGUUUGUUAAUUUUCUUUGUUAUGUUUGUCCGUCCAUUCUGGUCCCCUGGCUGGGAAAAAGUGCACAGAAUGUUCGAAGCGGUACUUUGUGUGUUUGGCGAAAUGUAUGUUCUUUAUUGCUUUUACAAUAAACGAAAACAUCUUUA